CCAGCCAGUUGUCCAUGCACUGCCGCAGGCAGCCGCUCUGCAGGACACGGCAGUGAGGGCAGACACCUCCAGCCACCCUGUCCCCCAGCUCAGCACCCCGGAAAAGGCACCAGCUCUUCCAACAGAGUCCAGAAAGGAGGAUCCCUCCAGAGACGCCAGCGUCCUAGCUUCCACAGCCUUAUUCUCAGGAGAGCAGGAGACACCAGGGCCUGUCGCGCUCACUCAGGCUGCCGUCCCCCGGACACACGUGCCAGCAGCAGCACCACAGCCGCAGACCGAGCCGCUGGCCCUGGGCUUGUUGCACGGGAAGGGGCUGGGGGCUCCCGUGCUCCAGCUCCCCGAGGACGGGAUGGGCUGUCAGGCAGCGCUGCUCAGUGCCCAGGCCCACGUGGCAGAGCUGGAGAGACAGGUCCAGGCACUGGAACUGGAGCGGAUGCAGCAGAAAGUGUUGCUGGAGAAUCUCCAGCAGCGACACCAGGAGGACUUGGAUCUCCUUGAGAGCGCACACAAGAGCCGGGUGAAGGUGGUGGAGGAGACGUGCGGGCAGCGGGCAGAGCGGCUGCAGCAGGAGAAGGAGCAGCUGGCGGCGCAGCUGGCGGCGCAGGGCCAGGCGGCGGAGCGGGCGCAGGCAGAGCUGCUGCAGCGGCACCAGCAGCAGCUGCGGGCCCUGGAGCAGCAGAGCGCGCAGGAGCUGCAGCGCCUGCAGGAGCUGCAGAGGACAUCCGUCCAGGAGAUGCGCAAGGACCACGAGGAGCAGCUCCAGCGGCUGAAGAGGCUGAAGGACCAGGAGAUCGACGCAGUGACCAGCGCCACUUCGCACACCAGGUCUCUGAACGGUGUCAUCGAGCAGAUGGAGAAGUUUUCCAGUGACCUGCACAACCUCUCACACCGCGUAGAGGCCACACACCACAGCACGUCCCAGGAACUGGCCAUGGGGGCCCAGCAGCGUGACAAGCAGCUCAAGGUGCUCCAGGACAGGCUGCUGCAGCAGCAGAGGGACAUGGAAGAAGAGCGGGGCCGACUCCAGGAGGUUAUUGCUAAAAUGGAGGCAAGGCUGGGCGAGCAGACUCGGUUGCUGGAGCAGGAGCGGUGGAGGGCAACAGCCGAGCAGUCCAAGGUGGAAUCGCUGCAGCGCUCACUGGAAGAGCAGCGGAGAGUCAUGACCCAGCAGCUCUCCAUGGAGCGGGCAGAGCUGGAGAGGGCCAAGAUGCCGUUGCUGGAGGAGCAGAAGUCGGUGAUGCAGAGGUGCUCGGAGGAACGCCGCAAGCUGGCGGCCGAAUGGGCCGAAUUUCACACCCAGCAGCAGCUGAGCAAGGAGCGGCUGGAGCGCGACAUGGAGCUGGCCCUGCAGCGGGACUCCCAGAGGGAGGGCACCAUCCUGAGCCUCGCCAAGGAGCAGGCAGAGCUGAAGAUCCGGGCUGGUGGGUUGAAGGUCAAGGAGGAGCAGCUGGUGAGGGACAGGGAGCUGCUGGAGCAGGCCUGGCAGGAGCUGCGGCUGGAGAAGGAGAAGGUGAACCGGGCUGCGCUGCACGUGCGGCAGCGCGCGGAGGAGAUCGACACCAUGAGCAAGCUCUCGGCACAGAAGUGCGAGGAAGGGGAGCAGGCGCUGCGGGAGGCCCGCAGGGUAGAGUCCGAGCACCAGGCCCGACUGCGGCUGGUGCAGCAGCAGCUGGAGCAGCUGAAGCAGCAGGAGCAGCAUCUGCACCAGGAGCGGCUGAGCGUGGCUCUCCAGAGGAGCCAGCUGCAGCAGCUACGCGAGGAGCUGCCCAACAGCCCCGCGCUGCUUCUGGCCACGGCCCAGGACGUCAGCGGUGCCACCACGGGCCUCUCCAGCACGCUGUCGUUGGUGCAUGUUCAAGCUCUCAUUCCAGGCUUUCCGACUCCCACCACGGCGUUCCCUAGAUGCAACCCAGGCGGCAGCAGGGACAGCCUGGGCACGGCAGGCCCGUCGGAGCUCUAUGCCAAGCUGCUGCUGCUCAAGCACAGGGCUCAGCAGGAUCGUGACUUCUUGGAAGACGAGCAGUUCUUCCUGGAGACCCUGAAGAAGGCGUCCUACAACACUUCAUCUCUGUUGGCCUGA
Molecule: messenger RNA, 2080 nt
Organism: Tinamus guttatus (white-throated tinamou)
Lineage: Eukaryota; Metazoa; Chordata; Aves; Tinamiformes; Tinamidae
Source: RefSeq, a predicted model, not a curated record